AUGAUGGCGAUGAUGAUGACUGGCCGUGUGCUGUUGGUGUGUGCCCUCUGCGUGCUGUGGUGCGGUGCCGGCGGUGGUUUUUGUGAGGGAGCUUUGGAGGAUGAAUUCUGCAGUAAGUCAUAUGUGGAGGCUUUGAGUUUGCUGGCGAAUAAGACUGAUGAUGAGAUUAAGGAGAAAUACUGCAAACAGGACGAUGAAAAAACAACGUGUUUAAAGACGUUGAGGAGUAAUAUUGCAGAUGCGCUGAAGAAAGAAAAGACGAAGGAAGACAGCGCAGCUCACAGAGAGUCCGACAUCUCGAGGGAUACGGGAGCGUCAGUUGGCAGCUCAAGAGCGAAAUCUUCAAAGGCAGCCGGCGCGAAUACUGCCGUAUUGUCACCUCCGCCUCCUUUAAAUGUGAUUGGUGGUGUCGAUGCCCAAAUUCACGGAUCAGCAGGUGGUGCUGGCCACCAGCAGCAUUCCGAUGACGUGCGCAGUGAAGCAGAGCAAAGGAAUCACCCAGAGUCGGGGCGCUGCAGCGAAGGCCAAGCUGCCUUGGGCGAAUGCAUUCAUGUGCCCGCAGGUGACGCAGCGGCGGAGGGAUCGCGUCAACACCGAGUGGACGUGCAAGGCAAAAAGAUCCACAAAAAAGAAGAACAUACACCAGAAGCAGGACUGAAGUCGGCCGAAGCACGGGAAGGCACGGAGGAAGCACCGGCAACACCGCAAGAUCCAACAAAUACGGCUGAAUCACACGAGGAUAAAUCCCAGAGAGUGGCUGCACCCGCCACAAUUCCUGCAGAGAAUACAUCGUCAGGCAGCAGUCAGGAACAAACAUCUCAGUCCUCAUCUCCCAGUGGCAGUGAAACCACCGGAAGCUUGGAUAACGAGGUUCCAGAAGAGACCUCCAUAAAUACGCAAAUGUCUGGUGCACCAUUCAACGGUGAAGGAAAACACCGUGAGAGUACAGCUGGGAAUGAAGACACAACAAAAGUUGUAUCUGCAGCUGUGCAAAGUAAUACGGCGACACCUGGCGACAGUGACGGCAGCACCGCGGUCUCCCACUCCACCUCCCCUCUUUUGCUUCUUCUUCUUCUUGUUGUUGCGUGUGCGGCUGCUGCUGCGGUGGUGGCCGCGUGA
Messenger RNA from Trypanosoma cruzi, 1119 nucleotides. RefSeq names its product mucin-associated surface protein (MASP), putative. Lineage: Eukaryota; Euglenozoa; Kinetoplastea; Trypanosomatida; Trypanosomatidae. Bases 1 to 1119 code for a protein of 372 amino acids. The record is from RefSeq and is a predicted model, not a curated record. The transcript has a single exon.